CCGAUUACUAGUGCCGAUAACCAUGUGUCGUAGUCGGAUAAGAGUUUCCCUGACUAAAACGAGGGGGGCUGCAUUGGCUUUGCGGCUACCUCAACGGACUAGAGCUAAAUAUCUGGUUGAAGCGGUUACUCAAGCGCUGGGGAUUCCGUAAACACUGAAAGGGAGCGGUAAAAUCCGAACAGUCGUGUCUCAUUGCUCGGCCAACUCCAGGAUACCGGUGCCUUGGCCUUUGCAUUAAUGCAUUGCGUCAACGGUAGUGCGGGGAAGCGAACCACACAAUCUCUCACCGCCGGUUUUCACCCACGAUUCAAUUAUUGUGUCUCAGUCUCUAGAGACAGCUGAAAUGUCGCCUCCUCCUCCGGCCAAGGCAGAUCCCAUCGUCAUCGUCGGCGCCGGUAUCUUCGGCCUCAGCACGGCAAUCCAUCUAGCUCUACGCGGCUACAGCAAUGUCAAGGUAUUCGACAAGCAACCGUAUGACAAGACGCUGUACUCAUACCUCGAUGGCUGCGAUGCCGCCUCUGCAGACAUCAACAAGAUCAUCCGCUCGGCAUAUGGCUCCCAGACCGAGUACCAAGACCUCAGCACCGAGGCUCUUCAGGCCUGGGAUGCCUGGAACACCGAGCUGAGACGCGGAGGCACGGCGGUCCCGCCGGGGAUGACGCCCCAAGACGCUGUCUGGGUCAACAACGGCCUCCUUUCGUGCAGCGACGCCGAGGUCCUACCCGAGUUUGAGAGGGCCACCGUGGACGGCAUGGAGGCCGCCGGUCACCGCGGAACGCAACUCAUCAACGACAACCCGGAUCAUCUGCGCCUGGCCGCGACCAAGGGCAUGGCGCCGGCCAUGAACCCGUUCAGCAAGAAGGCCCUCGGUGUGCUCGACACCACGGGCGGCAUCGCCGUGGCCGACAAGGCGUGCCGCUUUGCCCUGCACAAGGCCCGCUCCCUCGGCGUCAGUUUCGUGCUGGACCCCGUGGCCGGGCAGAUGACGUCAACGACGAUGGACGAGUCGGGCCGCGUCAUCACCGGCAUCACCACCGCCGACGGCCGGACCCACCCGGCCACCAUGACUAUCAUCGCAUGCGGCGGCUGGACGCCAGCGCUAGUGCCCUCGCUCGACGGCCUCGCCGAGACGACGGCCGGGUCGGUGGUCAUCCUCCGCAUCCCCGAGGCGUCGCCGCUUCGGCGCCGCUUCGACCCCUCGCGAUUCCCGUCGUGGACCUUCAAGAUCCGCGACGGUGCCGCGGGCGGGCUAUACGGGUUCCCCGUCGACGAUCGCGGGCACCUCAAGAUCGGGUACCGCGGGACGAAGUACACGAACCCGCGCGUGCAGGCCGACGGGCGCGAGCGCAGCGUGCCCGUGACGCGGUGGAGCGGGGAGGGCGAGCGGGAGGGGGACCGGCUCCGGGAGAUACCGGCGCAGGCGCUCGAGGUAAUCCGCGGGUUCCUGGACGAGUACCUCCCCGAGCUUGGGGCGGAGGGCAUCGGCGUGUGGCUGACGCGGGUGUGCUGGUACACGGACUCGUUCGACAACCACUUUGUCAUCGACAGGGUGCCCGGGAAGGAGGGACUGAUGGUCGCCACGGCGGGCAGUGGGCAUGCGUUCAAGUACCUGCCCAACAUCGGGGGCUGGGUUGUUGACAUCAUGGAGGGCGUCAGCCUCGACCGGCCCGCCGUCAAGGCUUGGCGGUGGAGGUCGCUGGCGGAGGGGCAGACACCGGCUAACAAGCUGAUGGAGGGGGCAGCCGGUCCAAGGGCGUUGAACAAUGUUCCUCUCGUCGCGGCAGAUGCGCCCAAGACGAAGUUGUGAGGCGGGGUAAGCUUAACAAUAUCCGUGGUCAGAAGCCGGGUGACGUUCAAUCCUGAUAUCCUGCUGUUGCAAAGGCUCGGUUGCUUCAAGCCCUUGCUCCGGCUGCAUGUAGUAGCUAGCAGCUCGAAUUCACCCAAGAUCCAAGGGCUAUAAUUACCCGGUGUCUCCAUCGUACUUUUUGACAUUUAGAAGCGCCAUCAUUUGUCCGGCUAUGUUUUAAACCCUGUAUCAUGGGACUGGCUCUCAGACGCGUCAAGCAGC
Phialemonium atrogriseum is the source of this 2068-nucleotide messenger RNA. Its product is annotated as sarcosine oxidase. The coding region runs from base 344 to 1807 and encodes 487 amino acids. The record is from RefSeq and is a predicted model, not a curated record. The transcript is spliced from 2 exons. Gene Ontology annotation, molecular function: sarcosine oxidase activity; flavin adenine dinucleotide binding. Lineage: Eukaryota; Fungi; Ascomycota; Sordariomycetes; Cephalothecales; Cephalothecaceae.